Messenger RNA from Fusarium mangiferae, 1713 nucleotides. RefSeq lists its product as uncharacterized. Lineage: Eukaryota; Fungi; Ascomycota; Sordariomycetes; Hypocreales; Nectriaceae. The transcript is spliced from 5 exons. The coding region runs from base 1 to 1713 and encodes 570 amino acids. The record is from RefSeq and is a predicted model, not a curated record.
AUGGGGUAUCUCACAAGAUUCUAUCUAUUGCUGAUGUCGUCCGUGGCUAUCCUCAGUGGAGAGACAUGUUCCACAACCCAGCGAUAUGAGUUUGAUCUGGUCAUCGUUGGAGGUACCGGAGCUGGUGUGGCCGCAGCUAUCCAAGCUUCUCGGCUGAAUCUAUCAGUGGCAUUGCUGGAGGAGAGUGCCCAUAUUGGCGGCAUGGUCGUCGAGGGAGCUGGUGGUGCCGAUCUUGAUUCGCAACCCAAUUUCCAAAACUCACUAACAAUCGGGCCAAUGGUACUUGAGCUCUACCGACGUGUUAUCUCGACAUACGGCCCUGAUCGAUUGCGUGAAUUUAACGAGGCUUGGGCCAAUCAUACAAAGGACAAGAGCUUGUGGCGAUAUGAGAGCCACAAAGGUGAGCAGGCCAUCUUGGACUGGCUCAAAGAAGAAGAGAAUGUUCAGGUCUUUAUCAAUACCUCCCUCAAAGGAACUGGCAACGGCCAAGGCGUGGUGAAAAACGGCACCUCGAUUUCUUAUAUUAUCACCGAAGAUGGCCAGCACUUCUCGGCGCCCUACUUUAUCGAUGCCACCUAUGAGGGCGACCUUUUUGCUUCUGCCGGUGUCAACUAUGUCACUGGACGAGAGUCAGUCGACGACUUUGACGAACAAAUGGCAGGUAUACGCCAUGAUUCGAAGUAUUCUAAUCUUCAGGUACCUGUGGAUCCUUAUAAUGAGCCUGGAAAUCCCAGCAGUGGUAUGAUACCGACUGUUCAGUCGGACCCUCUCGGGAAACAGGGCGAUGGCGAUGACCAGAUUCAAGCCUAUUCCUGGCGGUUGUGCCUGACGAAUCGUAUUGACAAUCUCGUACCUUUCAAAAAGCCCAACGAUUAUGACCCUUCGCAAUACAUCAUCUAUAAUCGUUACAUCGAGGCCGGGGGUAAAAUAUUUUCACCCACGGUCGUUGUGCCAAAUGGUAAGACAGACUUAAUCGGAAGUACGCCGCUUGGUCUCGGAUUCGAUAUGCCUGGACGCACCCUUGAGUACCCUGAGGCCGACAGGUCUACCCGCCUCCGUUUGUUAAAGAAGCUAGAGAAUUGGCAAAGAGGACAGCUCUACUUUCUCGCCAAUGACCCUUCUCUGCCUGAAGAGGUCCGCUCGGAAUGGAGUAGCUGGGGUUAUGCCAAAGACGAGUUUACCGACAAUGGUCACUUUCCUCGACGCAUGUAUGCCCGUGGCGUGCGUCGGAUGAUGCGAGAGGACGUUAUCAUUACUACGAAAUGGCACGAUUACGAUAUUCCUGCCGUUCAGGUUCCGGAUCCGGUUCUAAUCAAUUUGUGGCCAAUGGACGUCCACGCCGUACGUCGGGUUGUGAAGGAUGGCGCCGUCUAUGAUGACGGGUUCAUCUGGAACGAAGGUCCACCGUGGAAGCCAUUCCAAGUGCCCUUCAAAGCUAUCGUCCCUCAUGCGUCUCAGUGCAGCAACUUAUUUACACCCGGGUCACCGUCCAGUACCCAUCUGGGCCAUGGGCUUGUUCGCACAGAGCAUACCUUUACAACCUUGGGGCAGAUCAGUGCUUUUGCGGCUGCUAUUGCCAUCAAAGAAGGGUGUGCCAGCGCAGAAGACGUUCCGUAUCAUCUAUUGAGAGAAAAGCUAGAAGAAGCGGGAUUUCUGCUAAACUUGACGUCCAACGGUAUUCCUCAGAAGGUUGUUAGCCCCGUAAGAGACUGA